Salvelinus namaycush (lake trout) is the source of this 1320-nucleotide messenger RNA. Its product is annotated as translation initiation factor eIF-2B subunit alpha-like. Gene Ontology annotation, cellular component: eukaryotic translation initiation factor 2B complex. Lineage: Eukaryota; Metazoa; Chordata; Actinopteri; Salmoniformes; Salmonidae. The transcript is spliced from 9 exons. Gene Ontology annotation, molecular function: translation initiation factor activity; guanyl-nucleotide exchange factor activity. The record is from RefSeq and is a predicted model, not a curated record. Gene Ontology annotation, biological process: translational initiation. The coding region runs from base 363 to 1271 and encodes 302 amino acids.
AAUUAGCAAACAUUUACCUUAAACCCAGUAUAAGUGUGACAGAAUUUGCAAUUAAACGUAUAUUAUUUGACGCAAAUCAAGGAUUGUCUUUUCUCAGUCCACAACGUAAGAAGCUACACUUGAAAGAGCAUAAUUCGCGUCAGAGGAGGAAAAACGUGGCUGUUUAAUGAGCGCGAGCAAGUACACGACUAGUAGCUCGCUAACGUUAGAUAGCUGGAGAACGAAGGACUAGGUAGCGUAGUUGUCAGCAAAAAUCCAUCUGGCACAUACUAGGUUAGCUGGCUAGAAAGUUUAUUCUACAAAUAUUCAGGUAUCAUCUGGCCGCUUUCUGCUUUUGUUGAGGUGUGGACUUGUUUGACAGAAUGGACAAAGAUGAGCUGGUGGAGUACUUCAGGACACAAAUGAGACAGGACCCUGAGGUACCCUCUGCUGUAGCAGCAAUCCACACUCUCCUGGAAUUCCUCAAAAGAAACCAAAGUGAGACCAUCCUGGGCCUGAGAGAGAAUCUGACCCAGACCAUUGGGUGUCUGGAGGAGGCGGACUCCUCUGUAGCUGUCUCGUCUGGUGGCGAACUGUUCCUCCGCUUCAUCAGCCUCACAUCACUGGAGCACCCUGAUCUCUCUCAAUGCAAGAAAGUUAUGGUAGAGAGAGGAGAGCUCUUUCUAAAGAAAAUAUCCCUUUCCAGGAGUAAAGUAGCAAAACUGUGCCACAUCUUUAUCAAGGAUGGAGCUAAAAUAUUGACACACUCCUCCUCCCGGGUGGUUCUUAGGGUACUGGCGAGUGCAGCAGCCGACAAGAAACGCUUCAUUGUCUACGUCACUGAGUCACAACCAGACUCUGCAGGACAAAAAAUGGCAGACAAAUUACGCAACCUAAACAUUCCGGUCACAGUGGUUCUUGAUGCUGCAGUGGGGUAUAUCAUGGAAAAGGUGGAUCUGGUGAUUGUGGGUGCAGAGGGAGUGGUGGAAAGUGGUGGCAUUAUCAACAAGAUUGGCACCUAUCAACUGGCUGUGUGUUCCAAGGCUCACAACAAGCCUUUCUACGUUGUGGCAGAAAGCUUCAAAUUUGUCAGACUCUACCCUCUAAACCACCAAGAUGUCCCAGACCGAUUUAAGUAUAAAGCAGACACUCUGAAGGCAGUGGAAGAUUUAGCACAAGAACACCCCAUGAUUGACUACACACCGCCAUCGCUUAUUACACUUCUCUUCACAGACCUGGGGGUUCUCACUCCUUCCGCAGUCAGUGACGAACUUAUUAAGCUGUACUUGUAAACCACCACUAGAAUACAAUAAACACCAUCAAAUGGAUUCAUUUAAUUCA